AUGAGGGCAGCCAACAUAACCGCCGCCAAGGGCUUUUGUCCCGGGCGGCCUUGCGCGCCGGGGGACGCCCGCUGCGCCGAGCCCGCCGGCGCCGAGGGCGCGAAUUUCAAGGCCUCCUUGGCGCUGGUCCCGCCGAGGCGGGGCGGGCCCACGACGGUGCGGCCCGCGCGGCCGCGUCGCCGACCGACGGCGUGCCCGGCAGGCAACGGAAGCGAGCCGCAGCCGCGCUUCGAGGUCGAGGACGCCAUCGACGACGGCGACGUCGGCGGCGUGCGCGAGGCCGUCUUCGCGUGCGGAAAGAUCGAGGGCCAGGCCCAGGAUGGGCAGGACUUCGACUGGAAGGCGCACUGGUGGCCGGUGUGCCAGGAGAACGACCUGGAUGAGGCCGUCCCAACGCCGUUCACGCUCCUUUCGGAGGAGAUCGUUAUCUGGAAAGACCAACAGGGCACGUGGCGCGUGAUGCGGGACCUCUGCCCGCACAGACUCGUCCCUCUCAGCGAGGGCCGCAUCAACGAAGACGGCCUCCUCGAGUGCGGGUACCACGGGUGGACUUUCUCGCCCGACGGCGCAUGCACCGCGAUCCCGCAGGCCGCGGACGCCGUCGCGAGCGUGGGCUGCGCGUGCCGGCGCUCCCACGUGCAGGUCUUCCAGAGCACUGUCGCGCAGGGGCUCCUGUGGGUCAAGCUGGCGCCCGCCGUCCCCGGCGUGCCGUGCGACACGUCGGACGUGCCUGUGCUGCCGGAGCUGGACGAGGAGGGCUGGGUGAUGACCACGCUGGUCCGGGACCUGCCGUACGACUACAGCACGCUGAUGGAGAACGUGAUGGACGUCAGCCACGUUCCGUGGACCCAUCACGGCACCGUCGGGGACAGGAAGGAUGCAUGCGUCGUGGACCUGCGGGUCGUGGAGAAGGGCCGAUGGGGUUUCAAAGGGUCGUGGGACAGCGGGCCGAUGCAGGGCGCGUACGGCCCGCAGAGCACGGCGUUCUACGCGCCAGGCCUGACCGUGCAGGCGCUCGACUGCCGGGCGCGCGGGUUCGCCGCGAAGACCGUCGUGUACGCCACGCCCAUGGCGCCGGGCCGCAGCCGCGUGGUCGUGCGCUUCCCCUUCUGGUUCGACUUCGCGCCGCUGCGGUGGAUCUUCCGCGCCGUGCCGGACGCCUGGCUGCACCCCGGCGCGAACGGCGUGCUCGAGGACGACCAGGUCUUCCUGCACAUCGGCGAGCGGCGGCUCUUCAGCAGUUCGGUGACGGAGCCGAGCAUCGCGCGCCUGUACUACAUGCCCUCCACGGCGGACGCCUACACCCUGGCGUACCGCGAGUGGCUCAGCACGGUCGGCAACGGCGGGCCCUUCCAGCGCCCGGACGCCUCGUACAUCGACCGCCUCGGCCCGGAGCUGUCUCGCAAGGACUUGAUGGACCGUUUCCACUCGCACACGAAACACUGCAAAUCGUGCCGCGGGGCGCACCAGCGGCUGGUGCGCGGGCAGGCCGUCGCGCACGGCGCGGCCACGGCGCUCGCCGCGGCUGCCGGGGCCAUCGUUGCGCUCGAGAAGGUGCCGUUCGCGGACGGUGCGCCCAACGGCGACGCGACGGCGAUGCAGAUCGGAGGCGCGGUGGUCUUGGCGGCGGCGGCGCUCGAGGCGGCCUCGUGGGCGUUCAAGUCGCUGCAGACGCAGUACGUCAGCGGCGCGUACCCGCCGCCGCGCAACAAGCAGGGCCUGCGGCUUGGCGCUCUUGCGGAGGGUGUUCCGGGGAUGUCGUCGAUGCCGGACGUGUUGGGGAUCUUCUUCGCGUGGUCCGUCGCGCUCGGGCUGUUCGAGAAGCAGCAGGGCGUGCAGCGCGAGGGCGAGGCGCGCCGCCCCGGCGACGGCGCGGCCCCCGCAGCGUCGACGGUGCUCCUGGUGUGCCUCCUCGCCCUGCUUGCGUUCGCGGGGACGCCCCGCGCCGGCAGCUGA
Pedinophyceae sp. YPF-701 is the source of this 1956-nucleotide messenger RNA. The record is from the annotation of a GenBank genome assembly. Lineage: Eukaryota; Viridiplantae; Chlorophyta; Pedinophyceae.